Messenger RNA from Phlebotomus papatasi, 842 nucleotides. RefSeq names its product NADH dehydrogenase [ubiquinone] flavoprotein 2, mitochondrial (gene ND-24). NCBI's taxonomy places the organism in Eukaryota, Metazoa, Arthropoda, Insecta, Diptera, Psychodidae. Gene Ontology annotation, biological process: mitochondrial electron transport, NADH to ubiquinone. The coding region runs from base 23 to 748 and encodes 241 amino acids. The record is from RefSeq and is a predicted model, not a curated record. The transcript has 3 exons. Gene Ontology annotation, molecular function: NADH dehydrogenase activity.
AAUUCAGGAAAUAUCCCUGAGAAUGUUAUCAAAAUCGCGAAGUUUUGUUCAGAAGAUUUGGGGCUCUGCGAGAUUGCUCCAGACUUCUGCCACAAAAUGCAGUGACAAUCUCUUUGUCCAUCGUGAUACCCCUGAGGAUAAUCCGAGCAUCCCGUUUGAGUUUACAGCGGAGAAUAAGAAACGGAUUGAAGCCAUUAUGAGUAUCUAUCCGGAAGGACACAAGAGAGCAGCGAUGAUCCCUCUGCUCGAUCUUGCUCAGCGCCAGCAUGGUUGGCUGCCCAUUUCCGCUAUGCACAAAGUCGCUGAGAUUCUCUCCUUGCCCAAUAUGCGCGUCUACGAAGUGGCCACUUUCUACACGAUGUUCCUGAGGAAGCCCACGGGAAAGUAUCACAUCCAGGUUUGCACCACAACCCCGUGCUGGCUUCGUGGAUCAGACGAAGUCCUCCAAACCUGCAUGAAGAAGCUCAAUAUUGGCGUUGGGGAAACGACCAAAGAUCAGAAAUUUACAAUUUCUGAAGUGGAAUGCCUAGGAGCCUGUGUCAAUGCCCCAAUGAUGGCCAUAAACGAUGAUUACUACGAGGAUUUAACGGUUAAGGAUACAGAAGAGAUUCUGGAGGAUUUGUCAAAGGGACGCAAACCAGUGGCUGGUCCACGAAGUGGCCGGUUUGCUUCAGAACCCAACGGAGGGUUAACAUCGCUGACUGAAGAGCCCACAGGUCCAGGAUUUGGGAUUCAAGCUGGCCUCUAGAAGACAUUAUUUAUUCGUGGCGCUUCGCAUCCAGAUUGUGAGUAGAGUUAAUGCAAAAUAUUAUGAAAUAAAUAUUGAAAUUAAACCCUAAAAA